This is a messenger RNA of Urocitellus parryii (Arctic ground squirrel), 924 nucleotides long. RefSeq names its product TPD52 like 3 (gene Tpd52l3). The record is from RefSeq and is a predicted model, not a curated record. NCBI's taxonomy places the organism in Eukaryota, Metazoa, Chordata, Mammalia, Rodentia, Sciuridae. Gene Ontology annotation, cellular component: cytoplasm.
AUGGCGGCACCGCCUACCUCACAAGGACCUUAUGAUGCCCAGGCACCUCCACUAGUAAGGGUGGCCCCUGAGGUGAGCGCGGUUCCGUGGCCGGAAGUCCCCCUCUGCCAGGCGCGGCCGCCGCGCGACCUCCAACCCCGCUGCCCGGAAGCGGCCCCGCCCAAGGCCUGCACACUUCGGCGUGUCCGGCUGGGACCUCGACCCCACCCGCCGAGUUGUCAGUUCUGCGGCCUAGGAAUGGAGCCCCACCCUGCUGACGAGGAAUCCGAGAUGGCAGGCCAAGAACUUGACCCUGCCCGCCAAACUUAUUUUUCCGUGGGCCAAGAAUCGGACUGUCUCUACCAAGAAUUGGACCUGGACUCCCUGAAUGAAGAUCUUUCCCUCGCCACGCCAGAUGUCACGGCACAGACCUCUGUGGGCACAUAUGAACCCCGCCCAACUUCUGAACCCGAAGAUCUAACCGAGGCCGAGCAAAUGGAGCUCAAAUCAGAGCUCAUUAAAUUAGAAGCGGAAAUCUUCACUCUUCGCCAAGUGUUGGCAGCCAAAGAGAGGCGCUGUGGAGAGCUCAAGAGGAAGUUGGGCCUCACGGCCUUGGUGGGUCUGAGGCAGAAUCUGUCCAAGAGUUGGCACGAUGUUCAGAUCUCCAACGCAUACAUGAAACAAAAGACAUCAGCUGCCCUGUCCACCGUGAGCUCUGUCAUCUGCAGGAAACUUGGGGACAUGAAGAAGUCGGCCACUUUCAGAUCUUUUGAAGGUCUAAUGGGAACAAUCAAGUCCAGAGUCGCAGGUGGCAGAGAGCUUGGCAGUGACUGCUUUCCUUCUGCAGCAGGGAGUGGGGAUGAUCCGCUCCCGGUUCCAGAGAAUGAGGACGAUAAUGUACCAGGGCCUGGAGAUCACCUGCUCCCUUUUGUGGAGCCAGAAUGA